GGCGGGCGGCGGGCGCGGGCGCGGGGGCCGGGCGCGGCAUCGGCGGGAGCAGCAUGGAUUGGGGCACUGAACUGUGGGAUCAGUUUGAGGUGCUCGAGAGGCACACGCAGUGGGGGUUGGACCUGUUGGACAGAUACGUGAAAUUCGUGAAAGAGCGGACUGAGGUGGAGCAAACUUACGCCAAGCAGCUGAGGAACCUGGUGAAAAAAUACUUGCCCAAGAGACCUGCCAAAGAUGACCCUGAAUCCAAGUUCAGCCAGCAACAGUCCUUCGUGCAGAUUCUCCAAGAAGUAAAUGACUUUGCUGGCCAGCGGGAGCUGGUGGCUGAGAACCUCAGUGUCCGUGUAUGUCUCGAACUGUCCAAGUACUCACAGGAGAUGAAACAGGAGAGAAAGAUGCAUUUCCAAGAAGGCCGUCGUGCCCAGCAGCAGCUGGAAAAUGGCUUCAAACUGCUGGAGAAUAGUAAACGUAAAUUUGAGCGAGACUGCCGGGAAGCUGAGAAGGCAGCCCAGACUGCUGAGCGGCUAGACCAGGACAUCAAUGCUACCAAGGCUGAUGUGGAAAAGGCCAAGCAGCAAGCCCACCUUCGGAGCCACAUGGCAGAAGAAAGCAAAAACGAGUAUGCAGCUCAGUUGCAGCGCUUCAACAGAGACCAGGCCCACUUCUAUUUCUCUCAGAUGCCCCAGAUAUUCGAUAAGCUGCAGGACAUGGAUGAACGCCGGACCACCCACCUGGGGGCUGGGUAUGGGCUCCUGUCAGAAGCCGAGCUGCAGGUGGUACCCAUCAUCGGCAAGUGCUUUGAGGGCAUGAAGGUGGCCGCUGAAGCUGUGGACGCCAAGAACGACUCCCAGGUCCUAAUAGAACUGCACAAGUCUGGCUUUGCCCGUCCUGGUGAUGUGGAAUUUGAAGACUUCAGCCAGCCCAUGAACCGAGCACCCUCGGACAGCAGCUUGGGCGCCCCUUCAGAAGGACGUACCCCUGGCCGUAGCCGUGCUAAGCGCUGGCCCUUCGGCAAGAAGAACAAGACAGUGGUGACUGAGGAUUUCAGCCACUUGCCCCCAGAGCAGCAGAGAAAGCGUCUUCAGCAGCAGCUGGAGGAACGUAAUCGUGAACUACAGAAGGAGGUGGACCAGAGGGAAGCCCUGAAGAAAAUGAAGGAUGUGUAUGAGAAGACACCCCAGAUGGGGGACCCUGCCAGCUUGGAACCCAAAAUCACAGAGACCCUGAGCAACAUUGAACGGCUGAAAUUGGAAGUGCAGAAGUAUGAGACUUGGCUGGCAGAAGCUGAGAGCCGGGUCCUGAGCAACCGGGGUGAUAGCCUGGGCCGGCACACCCGGCCCCCGGACCCGCCAGCCAGUGCCCCACCGGACAGUAGCAGCAGCAGCAACAGUGGGUCACAGGACAACAAGGACAGCUCUGAAGAACCCCCCUCAGAGGAGGGCCAGGAUGCCCCCAUUUACACGGAGUUUGAUGAAGAUUUUGAGGAGGAACCCACAUCCCCCAUAGGUCACUGUGUGGCCAUCUACCACUUUGAAGGGUCCAGUGAGGGCACCAUCUCCAUGUCCGAGGGCGAAGACCUCAGUCUUAUGGAAGAGGACAAGGGUGACGGCUGGACCCGCGUCAGGCGGAAACAGGGAGGCGAGGGCUAUGUGCCCACUUCCUAUCUCCGAGUCACGCUCAACUGAACCCUGCCAGAGGCGGGAAGAGGGGGGCUGUCGACUGCUGCUUUUGGGCCACGGGGGCCCCCCAGGACCUAUGCACUUUAUUUCUGCCUCCGUGGCUUUGGCUGAGACCUGUGUAGCCUGCUGCCCCCUGACCCCUCACCCCAGAUGGACCCGCUGUGCCUUCUACCACUGAUGUACAUACUCUUGUUUCAAAUAAUUUUUCUUCCUGCCACUCGGCGAGGGUUAUUUUGUUUUAUAUAUAAAAAAAAUAUAUAUAUAU
Talpa occidentalis (Iberian mole) is the source of this 1944-nucleotide messenger RNA. RefSeq names its product thyroid hormone receptor interactor 10 (gene TRIP10). Bases 54 to 1685 code for a protein of 543 amino acids. Gene Ontology annotation, molecular function: protein binding. The record is from RefSeq and is a predicted model, not a curated record. The transcript is spliced from 14 exons. Lineage: Eukaryota; Metazoa; Chordata; Mammalia; Eulipotyphla; Talpidae. Gene Ontology annotation, biological process: signal transduction.